Molecule: messenger RNA, 1371 nt
Organism: Lodderomyces orthopsilosis Co 90-125
Lineage: Eukaryota; Fungi; Ascomycota; Pichiomycetes; Serinales; Debaryomycetaceae
Product: kynurenine--oxoglutarate transaminase
Exons: 1
Coding region: 1-1371 (456 amino acids)
Biological process (GO): biosynthetic process
Cellular component (GO): cytoplasm; mitochondrion
Molecular function (GO): pyridoxal phosphate binding; L-kynurenine:2-oxoglutarate transaminase activity
Source: RefSeq, a predicted model, not a curated record
AUGUUGAAAAGAUAUACUACCUAUAGACCAUUCACAAGGCUUUUCACAUCCCCGAUGACAACUUCAAGACAAUUAGAUCCUGCUUCAUUGCACAACCCAUACUUUAACCUCAAACCUGGACAAAAGGAUAUUUGGUCUUUGAUUAACGAGACAGCGGCUGAAGCGCAGGAAGAAAAUCCGGAUAGGAAAAUAGUCAAUUUAGGGCAAGGUUUCUUUUCCUAUAGCCCACCUGAGUUUGCAAUUCAAGCUGUCGAUGAUGCGUUGUCAAAACCACAGUUUAACCAAUAUGCGCCAGCCAGAGGUAACCCAAAUUUAUUGAAACAAGUGGCUGCACACUACUCUAAGAGUUAUGGCCGCAAUGUGCCUGUUGAAGAAGUGCAAAUUACAACCGGAGCAAAUGAAGGUAUGUUUGCGGUAUUUUUUGGAUUCUUGACCCCAGGAGAUGAAGCUAUAGUAUUUGAGCCAUUUUUUGAUCAAUAUAUUCCAAACAUUGAAAUGACCGGUGCUAAAGUAAAAUACGUUGAGAUAAAGUAUCCUAAGAAGUUGGAUACUGAAACAGUGAAAGCUUCAGAUUGGGAAAUUGACUGGGAACAAUUGGAAAAGAGUAUCAAUGACAAGACCAAAUUGAUUGUCAUCAAUACUCCUCAUAACCCAAUUGGUAAGGUUUUUACAAAAAAGGAACUCCACAGAAUUGGUGAAUUAGUGAUCAAGCACAACUUGAUUUUGGUCAGUGAUGAAGUUUACGAGAAUUUGUACUUUACACCUGAUUUUCCAAGACCUGCAAACUUGAAAUCCUUACCUGAGUUGAAGGAGCGUACCUUGACAGUUGGUUCUGCCGGUAAAUCUUUUGCAGCUACAGGAUGGAGAGUUGGCUAUAUCCAAGGACCAGCUGCUUUGAUCAAAUACGUUGCCGCUGCGCAUACCAGAAUUUGUUUCUCGACUCCACACCCAUUGCAACAAGCAGUAGCUCAAGCAUUUGAACAAGCAGACAAGCUCGACUAUUUCAAUAAAGUUAAGGGUGAGUAUGUAAAAAAAUAUGAGUUGUUUACUAAGGUAUUUGAUGAUUUGGGAUUGCCAUACACUGUAUCUGAAGGUGGAUAUUUCCUCUUGGUCAAUUUAUCCAAGUUGAAAAUACCAAUUGAUUAUGAGUUCCCCGAAGCCAUUUCAAGUAGAGGAACAUUAGAUUUCAAAUUGGCUUAUUGGUUGAUCAAGGAGAUUGGUGUUGUGGGAAUCCCGCCAACAGAGUUCUUAAUCGAAGAGAGAAGACAGGGUAAUGGAUUAGAGAACUGUGUUCGAUUUGCCGUUUGUAAAGAUGAUGAAGUUUUGGAAGAAGCAGUAGAGAAAUUAAAGACGUUGAAGGACUAUUUAUAG